CCAAGACUGGGCGCAAUGUGAAGUUCAGCUAUGCUGAAAACAUGGCGUUGGUGCGGGAGCUGAUGAGGCAUCAUCGCCAAUUGUUUGGGCAGGAUGCUGCCAAGGUGUCCUCCCGCAGGAAGUCUGUCCUGUGGAGUAAAGUGAUUGCGGCAGUGAAUAGUGAGGGUGUGGUGAGGCGGACUGAGGACACGUGUCGUAAGCACUUUUAUGACAUCAAGCGCCUUGUCAAGGCCAAGAUGGCCAAGGAGGCCAAAUCAGCCCGCCAAACCGGGGGUGGACCCCCCUUCCGGGCUACUUAUCGUGAUUGGGAGGAGCCUGUGCGGUCCCUUAUUCCUGCCGAAGUGGUGUCUGCGACUCAUGUCCGGGAUUCGGACCGGCCAAGGCAGGAUGUACGCCAGACCAGCGCAACAUACAGGCCACAGCCAACUGCUGAGGAUGCUGGGAUUGCAGGUUCUUCUUCUGCAAGCCGCCCUCCUCUAAGGCGCCCAUCACAGGGUUCUGUGAAUUUACCGAGGAGGCCAAGUAAGACGCGCCGUGUGGAUUCGGAAACAGCUGCUCCAUCUUCCCCUCCCAGGCGGCGCAUCUCCGCAGUCUUGUCCCAGCCACCACAGGCACUAUUGGCUAGUCCCCAAAGUGAUGAGCCACGAUCACCUCAGUUAUCUGAACCAACCUUCAUGCCCGACGUUGACCAGCAGGAACCAGACCAACAGGCCACCUAUACACUGCACCUUAAGCCCGUUGUUCCGAGCCAGCCAACCCAGCCGCAGGAUAUCCCCCAAGCCUCCGUUAGUCCACAAUUGCUCCCAGCUCCACCACAGCAACAAAUGUCCGCAGACUUUUGGUCCAGUUGGGCAACCCAACAGAGCCAAAACAGUGCCUGCCUGAACGCCCACACCCAACACCUUGCCAGUCUGCCCCAUCAUCUUCCGCGCAUUAGUCGCAAUUCGGGCAGACUGAUUGUCCAGGUAGGCAGAAUUGCCACAUCAAUGGAACAAAUCCGGACCGACAACACACAAAUGCUGGCAAAUUUGACGCGCAUCAUUGAUGAGCAACAGCGGCAGCAGCAAGCACUUAUCCAAGUCAUCCAACACAAUCAGGUGGUGAAUGAGACUUUGUCGAGAAUUGUGGCCAGCCACACUGCAAGUAACAACCAACUGAAUGCCAGCAUACAUAACUUAAGCCAAAGUAUCACUCUGAUGGCAGCACAACAAGUGAGCUCCAGCUCAGGAACCACGACCCCUAGCCAAACCCCAGUAACCUCCCCUGUUCGACGAUCAUCCAGAACACGUGCCAGCGACCCUGCUCAAAGCACGGCACCCAGCACACACAAGAAAAAAAAAAAUACCCAAAUUACAUUUGUGUAA
Pseudophryne corroboree (corroboree frog) is the source of this 1364-nucleotide messenger RNA. RefSeq lists its product as uncharacterized. The record is from RefSeq and is a predicted model, not a curated record. Lineage: Eukaryota; Metazoa; Chordata; Amphibia; Anura; Myobatrachidae. The transcript is spliced from 4 exons. Bases 42 to 1364 code for a protein of 440 amino acids.